AUGGCGUCAGCAGAUCCAGAGAAAGAUAUUACAGGAGCUCCAACUCAUCCGGAAGCUUCCCGGGAAGCUCAAAAUGCAGAUGAGAUCUCACCCAACCUCCCCUCGAUCCACGUCGAUGAUAAUUAUGCGCUCUAUAAGUCAGGGAGAGAGAUCGAGGUCUCCCCAGCCGAACAAAAGCGCGUGCUCAGGAAGAUAGAUUUCAGAAUCAUCCCAAUAUUGUUUGUGACGUAUAUGUUGCAGUACCUGGACAAGAACUCGAUUAAUUUCUCAAGUGUGUAUGGAUUGCAGAAAGGCACGCAUUUGAAAGCGCAGGAUUAUUCGUGGCUUGGUUCCAUCUUCUACUUUGGCUACUUGCUCUUCCAGUUCCCCUCCGGAUAUCUGCUUCAGCGUUUGCCAAUCAGCAAAUUUCUUUCUCUGGCAACGAUUGCGUGGGGCAUUAUACUCAUUACAACGCCGGCAUGUGUUUCUUUUGGAGGCAUCGCGACAAACAGAUUCUUUCUCGGGGCGCUGGAGGCGACGGUAAAUCCUGGGUUCGUGUUGUUGAUGAGCAUGUGGUAUACCUCUGCUGAGCAGCCGUUGAGGCUGGAGAUCUAUUACUGCACAAACGGCAUAGCAACCAUGUUCGGCGGCCUAAUCGGCUAUGCAGUCGGCCACAUCACCACGGGCCUUCCGCAAUGGAUGUACGUCUUCCUGAUCUUCGGCGCCCUCUCGAUAACCUGGGGCAUCAUCUCCCUCCUCAUCCUCCCCGACCUCCCCUCCACAGCAGCCUUCCUCGCCCCGCACGAACGCAUGCUCGCCAUCCAGCGCGUAGCCGCGAACCGCCAAGGCGUCAAGAACCACCACUUCCAGGCCUACCAAGCGCUGCAAACGGUCCGCGAUCCCAAGACAUGGAUCCUGUUCGUCAUGGCGGUCGGCGCGCAGGUGCCGAACGCCGCGCUCACGUCCUUCACUUCGAUCAUCGUGGCCAGUUUUGGCUUCGACACGCUCGGGACCCAGUACUUGCAGAUCCCUGGCGGUGCGGUGCAGUUCCUUGCACUGCUUGCCGGGGGGUUCGUGUGUACGAGGUGGCCGGACAAUACACGUUGCAUCGUGAUGAUUUUUGCGAACAGUGUAUGUAUUCUCGGGGCUGGGUUGCUUGUUGGACUGUCGGAUGAGAAUAAAUGGGGACGGCUUGUAGCGUUGUGGUUGUGCUAUUUCCAGGGUCUGGGGUUUAGCAUGAGCUUGACGAUGGUGAGUAGUAAUGUGGCCGGGUACACGAAGAAACAGUUGACUGGCGCGGUGCUGUUUACGGGGUACUGUGUUGGGAAUAUUGUGGGCCCGCAGACGUUCAUUGCGAAAGAAGCGCCUCGGUAUCACAGUGCGUAUAUAGCGAUGCUUGUCGGGUACAGCGUCAAGUUACUGAUGGUUGUGAUCCUGUACGUGUACAUGAACAGGAGCAACAAGAAGCGGGAUGCCGAGCAGGCUGCUCGUGGCGAGCUAUCUGAAGAGGAGGAGAAGGAGGCGAUUGAACGCGGCAUGCUCGAUAUGACGGAAAUCGACAACAAGGGAUUCCGAUAUAUUCUAUAAAGGGAAGUUCACAAUAGAUCUAGAUCCGUUACAACCUUCAAUGCCG
Molecule: messenger RNA, 1612 nt
Organism: Hyaloscypha bicolor E
Lineage: Eukaryota; Fungi; Ascomycota; Leotiomycetes; Helotiales; Hyaloscyphaceae
Product: MFS general substrate transporter
Exons: 4
Coding region: 1-1566 (521 amino acids)
Biological process (GO): dipeptide transport; transmembrane transport; allantoate transport
Cellular component (GO): plasma membrane
Molecular function (GO): dipeptide transmembrane transporter activity; allantoate transmembrane transporter activity
Source: RefSeq, a predicted model, not a curated record